Molecule: messenger RNA, 2475 nt
Organism: Anas platyrhynchos (mallard)
Lineage: Eukaryota; Metazoa; Chordata; Aves; Anseriformes; Anatidae
Gene: ARL8A
Product: ARF like GTPase 8A
Biological process (GO): anterograde axonal transport; protein transport
Cellular component (GO): lysosomal membrane
Molecular function (GO): GTPase activity; GTP binding
Source: RefSeq, a predicted model, not a curated record
CCACCCGGCGGGCGGCGGGCGGCGGCGGGGCGCGGGGACAAUACCGGGGCGGCGCGGCCGGGCCCGGCACGGCGCGGAGCGGACCCGUUCGGCCCCGAUCGGCCCCGUUCGGCCCGGAUCGGUUCAGCCCGGCCUGGAUCGGUUCAGCCCGGUUCAGCCCAGCCCGGUUUAUCCCGUUUCGGCUCGGUUGGUCCCGGUUGGUGCCGGUUGUUCCCGGUAGGGCCCGGCAGCAUGCUGGCCCUCUUCAACAAGCUCCUGGACUGGUUCCGGGCCCUGUUCUGGAAGGAGGAGAUGGAGCUCACCCUGGUGGGGCUGCAGUACUCGGGCAAGACCACCUUCGUCAACGUCAUCGCGUCCGGCCAGUUCAACGAAGACAUGAUCCCGACCGUGGGCUUCAACAUGAGGAAGAUCACCAAGGGCAACGUCACCAUCAAGCUCUGGGACAUUGGCGGCCAGCCCCGCUUUCGCAGCAUGUGGGAGCGGUACUGCCGUGGAGUCAGUGCCAUCGUGUACAUGGUGGAUGCCGCCGACCAGGAGAAGAUCGAGGCCUCCAAGAAUGAGCUUCACAACCUGCUGGACAAGCCGCAGCUCCAGGGCAUCCCGGUCCUAGUCCUGGGGAACAAGCGAGACCUCCCCGGUGCCUUGGAUGAGAAGGAGCUCAUCGAGAAGAUGAACCUCUCCGCCAUCCAGGACCGAGAGAUCUGCUGCUACUCCAUCUCCUGCAAAGAAAAGGACAACAUCGACAUCACCCUACAGUGGCUUAUCCAGCACUCGAAGUCCAGGAGAAGCUGAGAUCCCGCAGGCUGCAGCUCGGGUCGGGAAGAUGCCAUUGUACAAGCCCAUGUCCCCCCCUCUCCCCCCAUCCUUCUCCUGCUCUGUCCCUCCAGCUCUCUCUCUAGAUGGGUAUUUUUAGGGGACCCCAAACUCCGCUCGCCUUGAGGCGGAGCCCUUGUUUUUAUUGUAAAGAACAUGUCCGACUCUGCCCUCCUCUCUCUGUCUCUUCCUCCCGUUUUGGCACUGUUCUGUUGUUGUCUGUGUAUACAGUAUAUAUAUAUAUGUAUAUAUAUUUUAAUUUUUUAAUUUAAGAGCUAGCGCUGUUACUAAACUGGGCCCCGGGAGCUGUAGGAAGGCUGCGGGCCCCCCCCCACACACCCCGAGGCCGGCUGAGGGUCAGCAGUGGGAGGAGGAUGAGGGUGGUGGCAGGAGGAAGGUGAGGGCGGUGGCAGAAAGGCAGCCCCCAGGAAGGAGCCGGGCAGGUCCCCAGGGGCUCCCUCCCCCUGACCCCCCCAGGGGUGCAGCAUCCUGGGGGUGCGGGGAGCCCGCCUGCCCUGCCUCCCCCCCCAAGACUCCACCUCCCACUGGGCAAGGUUUUUUUUUGGGGGGGGCAAUGCCAUCUCUCCCCCCUCCCCAAGCCUCCUUGCCCCCCUGUGUGGCUGGGGUCAGGUCAGGGACCCACCACGACCCCGUUGCCUCCCCCUGACCCUGGUCCUCUCCUUGCUGCCCUCAGCACCUCGCCCCCCCAUCCCCUGUGUCCCCCCCCCCAUUCCUGGGGCCUGAUCCUGCCCCAGCUGGGGGCUAGUGCUGACACAGGGGGAGCCCAGCAGCCCCCCAGUGGGGAGCAGGGGCUGGCCCCCGUCCCCUUUCUGCCCCAUCUGCCCCCGGAGCCACCUCGUCCCCAUGUCCUGGGGAGGCUGGGGCGGCCCCGCAUGCUCCAAAGGGCUUUUUUUGGGGGGUGGGGGGGCACAGGGGCUGCUGGCCUUGGCUGAGGACAUCAUGAGGGACACACACGGAGUCACUUUGCCCUGGGAUGAUGACUCCUUCCCCAGUGUCACCUGCAGUGAGGGGGUGCCCUGGGAUGUGCCCCCCUCCUGCAGCAGCCCUGUCUCUGUUCCCCAGCCGGGGGGGGCCUGGGGUUGGCAGGGUCGGGGAGGGGGGUAAGAGGAGAUCUGGGGGGGGUACAGGGAGGGUUUUUGUGCCCACUGCUGAGUUAUGGGGUCUCUGUGCAGCCUUGGGGCCGGGCCAGCUUGCUCUGGGCCAGUUUGGGGGGGUGGGAUAUUGUUGGGGGGGGUACAAGGGGGGAUGCUGGCAGCAGCAGGGGGGGCGCAUGGUGGGCGGCACAGCGGGGAGGCACCGGCCUGUCCCCAGCCCCAGGCUGGGGGGGACAGGGUGGGGGUGGCCUGGGGUGGGGGCUCUCACAGCCCCCGCGCGGCUCCAAGGGGGGCGGCGAGGCCGGGGGGGGGUCCUCUUCUGUUCUCGUUUUUGCAGAAUUGCACAAAGAGAGGUUUCCUUUUUUUUUUUUUUUUAAUUUAAUGAAUUGUAAAGUGUCGUCGUUCCUCCCCCCGCCCCCUUAUUAUUAUUAAUUUUUUUUUUUUAAGAGAUAUUUUGGCUCAGACUUGACCUCUGUCGGGAAAUGAUUCUUGUAACUGUACAAUUUUUUUGCCUCCUAAUGAUAAUAAAUUAACAAUUUUGCGUUGC